Messenger RNA from Moneuplotes crassus, 2195 nucleotides. NCBI's taxonomy places the organism in Eukaryota, Ciliophora, Spirotrichea, Euplotida, Euplotidae. The record is from the annotation of a GenBank genome assembly.
GGAAAAUGUUUCAAUCAUUAUUUGGCUGUUGAACUAAGAGAGAGAAUGACAGUAGGAAAAAUAUUUACUCUGAAGCCCCCGAAAGCCAUAAAGACGAUUACAUUGAUUUACUAAACCAGACGGAGAAAUAAAUUGAGGAUCAGGAGCAGUGAUCAGAAGCCUCUCUUACAAAGAGUAAUCAAGAAGAUUAAAAAGAAAUCCUAUCAAGGAGCCAUUGAGUUGGAAGAGUUGAUGGAAAUUAUUGAAAAAUAUUUCAUUCACUCUGAUAACAAAGAGGCAGCCUACCGAGUCAAUACCCUGACAGAAUUCUUUGAACAGCAGUAUUUUCAAAGCGAUGAGGAUGGGGAAGAAGGAUUUCUCGAUUCGUUAAAAAUUAACUGCUUUUUACUGCUCAUAUGAACAGAGAGUGAAAACAACAAUAAGGCAAGCAAAACAAAUGAGCUCAUACAGCUCAUGCUAGAGGUGGCUAUCGAGUCCGAGCAUGAUGAAGCAAGCGAAGGCACAAAGCAUCAAUUCUAUCGGAAAGAUCCAAUUACCCUAGAAGUAUUAUCAAUCCUUUUCUCAGGAGCUAUUAUUCCAUUCAUCCAAAAAUGAGAGGUUCAACUUUGAGGAGACGAGCACUUUGAACGUCUCCUAAACUAUGCUACUACAAACCAGAAUGUAUUUUACCACUUUGCUAAAUUUAUGCUGAAAAACUACAUUUUUACCUCAGCCCACAAGAGGAACAGACAGAAGAGCAAGAGCGUUUCCUAUAGUCCAUCUAAGUUUCAAGGGAAGAUGACUAGGUCAUUCCAGUACUUCUUUGAGAUCAAAAUGAUCCGUAAAAAGUUUCUGUAUUUCGCAAAGAGUCAUAGAGACUUAUGCUUGGAGAGUUCGGAUAUACAGAUUGUCAACUCCCGGAAGCAGUUUCAGGGAUAUUCUCAGGAUGAAGAGAAAACAGAAACCUAUGCUUCCAAGAAGGAGGAGGUGGAAGAGAAUCCUUUCUUCAACAACAGUGAGAUCUUUGGUACUUUUGGAGAAAAACUAGACAUUGAUGAAGAGAAACUUCCGAACUUUAACACCACUCAUCCUAAUCAGACACCUGAUACAAUCCAAGAAAGGCUUGAGACUCUCAGUAAUUACGUGGAAGAGGAUCGACAUCCCCUCGAGGGUGGUAUUAGCCAAACGAAAUACAAUUUUAAUGGCACUAUAGUCCUGGGAGCGAAGAGCAAUCAGUCCUUCUUGCUUGAUAAAAGCCAGACUCAUGAAAAUAGCGAAGCUCAAUUUAUCCAAGAGCUUAACGAUAAAUAUGGCCAAGAUUUGGUAAAUAUGCUUGACCUCCAUUUUGAAAAGAAUGUUACACAAGGAGUUUACUGGUGUGACCCAAAAAUCUGCAAGAUUCCUGCCCUCAAGGAUAAAUUUAAGAUGGAGUAUGAAGAUGGCUCUGAAUCUGAGAAAAUACAAAGACCUCGGUUUAGCCAUUCUUUUAGAUACAGCUCUCAUUUAGGAAACCAGGAUGAGUCUAACUCAAAUGUGACAGCUCAAGCAUAUUUAAAGUCUGUCAUUAAAAGUCAAACGAGUUACAGACAAUUCUAUGAGUUCUACUUGGGUGAAUACUCCAACAGUAUAGGAGUUAUUAACUCCUACUUACGCCUUCUGGAGGUAUAUGAAGAGCUAACCUUCUCUCAGGAGGGAUUCCAGCUCCCAAACCAAAAUUAUUCUCGAACAAAGAUCUUCGAGACUGAUCUUCUGGAUGAAUUUGAGACUGAGAUAAGCUCAGGCAUAAUAUCAGAUGCCUUGGAUGAAGAGUUCCAGGAUUUUUAUAAGUAUAACCUCCUAAUCGUACCAAUAUUUAAAGAAGGCACUCUUCUCAUUUUUGUAGUCAUUGUCGAGGAUGAAAAUCCUCAAGUAAAGCUAUACUUUGAAGAAGACAAAAUAUCUGAAGAAGACGAUGAAAGAAUGAUGGAAUACAGCCAGAUCAUCAUCGAUUUGCUCGAAAGGGCAUACCUGACUGUUGGCAUGAACUUUGAUGACAGGAAUAUUGAAGGCAAGAGUAUUCCGAUUAAAAGCAUCCCAGAAAUGGUCCAACAAGUUGAAGAUUUGAUCUUAGUCGCUCCAGACGAAAGUCACAAGUUGUCUGAAGAUAGCAUCAGGCAUAAAAUAGUUGAUAGACUUUUAUCAGUGUAUAAACUCUAAAAUUAAUCAAUAAUGAAAAA